Daktulosphaira vitifoliae (grape phylloxera) is the source of this 2657-nucleotide messenger RNA. Its product is annotated as BTB/POZ domain-containing protein KCTD3. The record is from RefSeq and is a predicted model, not a curated record. NCBI's taxonomy places the organism in Eukaryota, Metazoa, Arthropoda, Insecta, Hemiptera, Phylloxeridae. The coding region runs from base 229 to 2388 and encodes 719 amino acids. The transcript has 13 exons. Gene Ontology annotation, biological process: protein homooligomerization. Gene Ontology annotation, molecular function: protein binding.
UAUAUUUUUUAAAUUAUCUGUUUACAUCAGAAAAUUUCUUAUAACUUACAUUCUUUAUAAAAAGAACUAAAUCGUCAAUAUUGUAUGAAUCAAUUUAUUUAUUAAAGAAUUAUUUUGAAAAAUUAUAAUUAUUCCACUUUGUUAUUUGAUAUUAAUUAUUACAUUAUUAAAAAUGCAAAAAUAACCAUCCCUUAGUUCAUUUUCUGUGUCGUAAAAAACUCUUAAACAAUGUUGCCUCCUCAUAAUGGUGAAGUUAUGCAUUUAAAUGUUGGUGGAACAAGAUUCUCAACAUCCAAACAGACUUUGACAUGGGUUGCAGAUUCAUUUUUUACAGCCUUAUUAAGUGGACGAAUAUCUAGUUUACGAGAUGAUACAGGAGCAAUAUUUAUUGAUCGAGAUCCUAAAGUGUUUGCAAUAAUACUGAAUUAUUUAAGAACCCGUGAUAUAGAUAUUUCUAGUACUGAUAUUAGAACUUUAAGACAUGAAGCUGAAUUUUAUGGUAUUACUCCAUUAGUCAAACGAUUAAUUCUUUGUGAAGAUUUGGAACAAUCAUCAUGUGGAGAUAUUUUAUUUUACAGCAUGUUACCAGCACCAAAUCCACCCACACAGGAAUCUGAAACAGUUUGUAGUAUUGCUAAAGUAGAUGAUCAAACUAGACCUGGAUCUAUUGUUCGUGUACCAGAGCCAGCACCGCCACCAAAUUCUCCAUCAUCGAUACCUCAUACUCAUGGAUAUCAAAGUCGUUGUCAUUCACGUAAUUCAUCUUUGGAUAUAUCUAGAGUUACUGUUAAUGGUCGUGGUUCAGUUAUUAAUGGACGUAGUAAUGGUAAUAGUGGUCAUUCAAGAGCUGCUUCAUUAGGAAAUCAUGUACCAAAUCAUCACUCCAGAAAUUCUUCGGCUGAUCUCAAUAAAUAUAUAAGAAAUGAUGCAUUGAACUUGGUUUUUGGUUACAAUCAAGGUUCAAAUUGGGCCGAUCCACUGCGUGUUCAAAUUAUUAAAGCUCAUCAUAAUUGGAUUGUAGUUGCUUAUGCUCAUUUCAUAGUUUGUUACAGGUUAAAAGACUCUAGUGGUUGGCAACAAGUUUUCACAUCACCACACAUAGAUAAUUGUAUAGAGAGAAUAGCUAUAAAUGCUAAAAUGAAUAGUCAAAAUGGAAGUUCCGAUGGAUCUUCAGUUAUGGUUGCAAUAUCUUAUGGAAAUCAAGUUCGCCUUUGGGCUGUAUCUGAACAAGGAUCUAGAACAAACAUAGGUACAUUUAAUUUAAAUGUUCGUGUUGAACAUUUAUUUUUUAUUGGUAGUCAAUUAGUUGCUUUAUCUCCAACUGGUAAAAUUGGUGUGUGGCAUGCAAUGACUCAACAUUGGCAAACUCAAGAUGUAGUACCUAUUGCAUCAUUUGAUACAGCAGGAUCAUUUUUGUUACUUGGUUGUAAUAAUGGCUGCAUUUAUUAUAUAGAUAUGCAAAAAUUUCCAUUACGUAUGAAAGACAAUGAUCUUCUAGUGACAGAACUCUAUAAAGACCCAUCAAAUGAUCCUAUUACUGCUAUUUCUGUGUAUUUAACACCUAAAACAAGUGUGAGUGGAAAUUGGAUAGAAAUAGCAUAUGGUACAAGUUCUGGUACAGUACGUGUAAUAGUUCAACAUCCAGAAACUGUUGGACAUGGGCCUCAAUUAUUUCAAACAUUUACAGUACAUCAAAGUUCAGUAACUAAGGUAACACUGUCAGAGAGAUUUCUUGUAUCUGUUUGUAGUGAAUACAACCAUGUAAGAACAUGGAGUGUAACCAGAUUUAGAGGAAUGAUUUCAACUCAACCUGGUUCCACACCAGUUGCUUCAUUUAAAAUAUUAUCUCUUGAAGAGGUUGAACCAUGCAUUAGUUAUUGUGCUGGUAACGAUUGUGGCCCAUAUGGUGAACAAGAUGAUGAACAAGUAUUUGUUCAAAAAGUUAUGCCAGAAACUUCUGAAUUAUUUGUACGUUUAGCAUCCAAUGGUAAAAGAGUUUGCAUAAUUCGAGCUGUAGAUUGUACAAUUAUAACAUGUUUCUGUGUUCAUGAAUGUGAAGGAUCUAGCAGAAUGGGUUCUCGUCCACGUAGAUUUAUAUUAACUGGACAUUCAAAUGGAACUUUGCAAAUGUGGGAUUUGACAACAGCUUUAGAUUUGGCUAAUAAAUCACUUCAGUCAACUCCUAAUGGAGGUCCAACAGCUGAAGAAUUAUUAAGACUACUAGACCAAUGUGAUUUAAGCAACAGUCAUUGCUCGACACCAAGUUUAUCUCCUUAUCCAGGAACAUUAUUUUCUAGGGGAAAUGCUGCUAGACUAAAAGCUUCUAAUGUUGCAUUUCUUAAUCAAUCACAGCAAACUGAUGCUUCAACUUCAACAUCUUCUUUGUGAAGACAAAUCAGUUCUCAAUUUAUAGAAUACAUCUAUAUUUAAUUUGUGAUAAAUAUUUACUUAAAGACAUUAAUAAUAAUUUUAAAAAAAAUGUUGAUUGAAUCUCUAUACUAAAUUGUUAUAAUAUAAUAUUUUUCUUUAACAAUGCAAAUACUAUUAGUUAUUUCACUAGUCUUUUUUUUUUCAAAAUAAAUUGCCAGAAUAACUUAAAAAUAUGAACUAAACUAUUAUAUAGUUCUAACUUUAAACUGAACUUCUUUAAUAAAAUG